AUGAGUAAUCAAACAUCAGCACGCAUUGAUCCUUCGGCAAACGUUGAAUGGACAUGGUUAUCAGACUCGGAUCCAUCGUUGGCAUCUCAGUCAAUCAAAUGGAGUCGUUACUCGGAUGUGGAAAAUCGGAUUAUUGAAGAUGCAUUCAAAGCUGGACUACCAAUCGCUACAUUAGACGAGAUCUACAUUGAUUUCGAAAAUAACAUUCAAGUAUCCAAUAAUGAUAUUAACGACCAAAGACCUAUUCAACGACAAGUACGGCAUAGAAUGAAUACACACUUACGAGAAGAACGUUUCAUGAUAAGUCCUAUUCCAGCGAAAAAUCCUUUUAGUGGCCUACGUGGUUGGACUUCUAAUUUCAUAAUGCACACAAAAAAAGAGUUAAAACUUAAAAAAGAAGAAUCACCAUCACAUAAUCCACGAAUCAUUCCAAUGCUGGUUGAAAAAGCUGCUCAAGGUAUUAUUGAAGAAGGUAAAAAUAUAGGAAAAACACGUGAAGCUGAAUGGAUGGCUAAUCAAUUGAUGCAAGAGAAAAACAAUGGAGUGAAGGAAGUAUGGAGAUGUUGUGCUCGUCUCUACACAAUGGAAAGUUUUCUCUACAAGAAAAUCAAUGAGACUAUGAGAUUAGUAGGAAGUAAAGAACAUGAAAAUGUAUGGCGAAGUAAAACUCGUACAUUUGGACCGUUCUGCUUACUAUUAUGGGAUGAUCCGUACAAUCAUCUACCACUUACUGGAGGAAAAAUGUUAUAUCGAGGAGCUAAUUUAUCCGAUGAUUUGAUUGCUCAGUAUACUAAACUUUCUCGUAGUUCCGAUCAACGAGGUUCAUUUCAAGCGUUCACUUCGUCUAGUCGAAGUCGAGCUAAAGCUGAACAAUUCGGUAAUGUUUUGUUCGUCAUGCAAGUAAAUUAUGCUUAUACAACAGAUCUAAGUCCAUUAUCUGAAUAUCCAGAUGAAGAAGAAGAACUUAUUCAUCCCGGUGUGUGUUUUACUAUUAAUGGUACUCGUUACGAUCCAUCCAAGAAUAAACAUGAAAUCUAUCUGACUCUUACACACAAUGUCGAUGAUGACCAUGCUAAUCCGGCUGUUCGUCUUUAUAAUGGUGUCUGUCGUGCUAGUAGUGCAGUUUUACUUCCGAUUAUGGAUGCUUUCAACGCUGCACGCCCUGGUCCUAGUGCCGGAGGAGAUCAUCGUCUUAGUCGUAUGACUAAUGGUGGUUAUUAUCGGGAUCGUAAUGGUACUCUUUGUGAAGAUCCUACUGGUACCCUUGCUGAUGAUUGUUAUCAUCGUGCUUGUAAUCAACCUCGUUACGAUCUUGAUUAG
Molecule: messenger RNA, 1320 nt
Organism: Rotaria sp. Silwood1
Lineage: Eukaryota; Metazoa; Rotifera; Eurotatoria; Philodinida; Philodinidae
Source: the annotation of a GenBank genome assembly